Messenger RNA from Erpetoichthys calabaricus (reedfish), 3769 nucleotides. RefSeq names its product progranulin-like. The record is from RefSeq and is a predicted model, not a curated record. NCBI's taxonomy places the organism in Eukaryota, Metazoa, Chordata, Cladistia, Polypteriformes, Polypteridae. Gene Ontology annotation, cellular component: extracellular region.
AAUCGGGACUCGAGGGCGGGACCUUAGUGCCGGAGUGCUUCUUAGGGCUUCGCGGUGUUACUGUUUGGUUUGGAAGCACAGAGGAAAGCAGGCAAACCGAGCGUGGAGAUGUCGCAGUUAGUUGUGCUGUUGCUUUGCCUGCUGGCUGUCUCCACGGCGCGCCGGUGUCCUGAUGGUGGAAGCUGUGACGAUGAUGCCACUUGUUGUAAGAGCCCAUCUGGACAAUAUGCUUGCUGCCCUCUCCCAAAUGCUGUUUGCUGUGAAGACCAUCUGCACUGCUGUUUUGAGGGUACAAUCUGCGAUCUGAAGCAUUCAAAAUGUAUUAAUAAAACCAUUUCCCUCCCUUGGCUAAAGAAGCAACCAGCUGUGUCCGAAUUUCCUCAGGAAGUAAACUCCUUCCCAAUGGUAGGAACAGGGACUGCCAAUAAUGCGAUUCAGAUUGUGUGCCCUGACAAAACUUCGUGCCCCUUGGAAUACUCUUGUGCUGCCACCAACAAGGGCACCUAUGGAUGCUGCCCACUUCCCCAGGGUGUGUCCUGUGGCGAUGGGCAGCAUUGCUGUCCCAAUGGUUACACGUGUAGCAAGGAUGGAAGUUCUUGUAUGCAGCAUGGAGAAAGCUCAGUGUUUGGGGCCAUUGUUUGUCCUGACAGUGAGGUUGAGUGCCCUGAUGAUGCCACUUGCUGUAAACUGCCUGAUGACUCCUGGGGAUGCUGUCCAAUGAUUGAGGCUGUGUGCUGCGAGGACAAGCUACACUGUUGUCCAUCUGGCUCCAAGUGUGAUGUUGCUCACUCAAAAUGUGUGAUGGCUGAAGGAAAAUAUACUCCCAUGUGGAGUAAGUUUGCUGCUAGGCCGAGAGCCUCCUGGGAGAAUGAGGAAGAUCAAGAUGAAUUGAAGAACACUAACCGUGAAAAAGUUCAUCUUGUUGAAGAUGUGAUUUGCCCUGAUGGGAAAUCCAAAUGCCCGAGUGACACCACCUGCUGCUUGCUUCUUAAUGGCACCUAUGGCUGCUGCCCAAUGCCUAACGCCGUGUGCUGUCUGGACCACAUACACUGCUGUCCUGCAGGCACUAAAUGUGAUCUGCCACACAGUACGUGUGUUUCUGCUAACGGGGAGACCCCACUAAGGAAGAAGAUUCCGGCACUAACAAGGGGAAAUGAGGACAAAGUUUUUAAUGUCCCAUGUGAUAGUGUGACUGCCUGUCCCGACAAUACUACCUGCUGCAGAAACCAACAAGGAGUCUGGGCCUGUUGUCCUCUACCAAAGGCUGUGUGCUGCAACGACCACGUGCACUGCUGUCCUGAAGGAACCACUUGUGACCUGACCACUGCACAAUGCAACUCGAAAGCCGUUUCUGUUCCCUGGUUGAAGAAACUGCCAGCUAAGAAUAUUGCUGUGAAUGAAGUCAAUGGCGACGACACAAAGAGCUGUCCAAAUGGGAACACCUGCUGCAAAAAGAGCACUGGAGCCUGGGGCUGCUGUCCAUUGCCUAAUGCUGUCUGCUGUGACGACCAUGAGCACUGCUGUCCUGAAGGGUAUACCUGUGAUACAACAGCCGGUAUGUGUCUGUCUUCAAAUAGUAAUGUGCAAAUAAAGCUCCCAGCACCAACAUUAAGCGAGACAACCAAAGUUCAUAAUGUGCCAUGUGACGACACAGUUGCCUGUCCAGACAACACAACCUGCUGCAAGACUGCUAAGGGAAGCUGGGCCUGCUGCCCAAUGCCCAAGGCCGUAUGCUGCAGUGACCAUGUGCACUGCUGUCCAGAGGGCACCAUCUGUGAUGUUACCACUCUGCAAUGCAACCCCGCCGGAGUUGAAGAUGGAAAAGGUUCUGAUGACAUCGCAUUCAGCACUGCUGCGGGGCCCUGUAACUGCUCACAGGGAAUGACUUGCUGCAUUAGGAAGGAUGAGUGGAGCUGCUGCCCGCUGCCAGGGGCAGUCUGUUGUUCUGAUGGAAAGCACUGCUGUCCCUCCGGUUACGUGUGUGACAUGACUCAUAAUGCGUGCAAGAAGAGGGACAUAGUUGUGCCAUGGCUGGAAAAGCUGCCCGCCAAGAUCGAGAGUCCAAAUAAUAUAGCCAGUUCCCUGGAUAUCAGAUGUGAUGAUGAAACGAGCUGUGCGGCUGGCAGCACUUGCUGUCAGCUUCCUACUGGGAAAUGGGGCUGCUGCCCGCUGGUGAAGGCAGUUUGCUGUUCAGAUGGCCAGCAUUGUUGCCCACAGGGAUACCACUGCAACAUUCAGGUGGGCACUUGUGAGAAAGAAAGCAACGUGGCAACCCUGGUCACUCAGAAGGUCCCCACUACCCAGACCCCCAAGCAAGAUGUGAAAUGUGAUGCAAGACAUUACUGCCCAGAAGGACAGACGUGCUGCAUGAGCAAAACUUCCAAUGUAACCUGGGAGUGCUGCCCUCAUGCCAAGGGUGUUUGCUGUGAUUCAGAAUUCUGUUGCCCUGAAGGAUACAUAUGUUUAAAUUGGUUUCGAAGUUGCAUGAAGUUUCUUGACAAGAAAUGGGACGUCCUCUCCGGCCACAAAAAGAAGCUGAGCACUAGGGUUUAGUUUAGCUUUUUACUUUUGACCUUGCUCUUAAGAGCAGUGAGUGUGUGUGUGUGUGUUUAUAUGCAUUACCUACUGUGCAAUUCCCUUUUUAGGUGGUACAACUGCUGUGUGCCUCUGCUAAGUUGGCAGUAGUCAGGGUGGCUCGUGGAUCACUCUUAGCCUCGAGCAUUUGUGACCAAGCCUGAUCGCAAUAAUCUCUUUAUUCAGCCAGCCCAAAACGAUGGCUUUACAUCCUAAACCAAAACUUGGUUCUUAGUUUUGUAAAAUGGCAAAGAUAAGCCCGUUUUAAUACUCGCCAGAAUUUAUAUAAUUUAACUGUUGUCAAAUUUGAUAUUGAACACUUCCCACCACCAGCCCCAUCCGAUUCAUUAACUUGUGCAGCACUGCUCUCGGCCCUCCUUAUUUUAACUACAUUAAAGACGCAAGUGGCAUAUUUUUUAUAACCUAGCACAUUGAUGGCUGCCAUUGACACUCCAGUAAUAUUUCGGUGUGACUUUGGGUCUUUUUUUGGAAUAGGAUUGAGGUCUACCCACAAGGUUUGACCAGCGGUUAGCCCUUCAGUGCUGUUCAACAAUGCACUUUUUCCUUCUAUACAAAGCAAUUUCAAUUUUGGAAAGAUCCAGGAGUGGACUUAACCGCCCUGAAGUGCCGAUCCUCGAGGGGUUUGUCUGUUUUUGCACAGUCCACAAGGCACCUGUUCUUGGGAGUUUUACUCUUUUUCUCCUUACAUGCGGGUACAAAUUGCACUAUUACAUCCCUCAUGACUCAUAAUUUUUGGGAAUUUCAUUUUGUCCCCCUUGAUUGAAUCGGUGGUGGUGAGGGAGACCUUUCUAUGAAUCAUAUGUAGCCCUGCUGAGCUUGUUUUGCUUAAAGCAGCUGGGAUGUGUGGGCCGUGGAUUGCUGCAUAACUCCUCCGUCUUCACUCUCAUUUAAUAUUUCAAUAAAAAUGGGAUGUCUUUUUUUUUUUUUUUUUUUUUUUUUUUUUUUAACACUUCAUUUCAUUCUGUCUAUUCAAACGUGUCUGCUUGUUCUGACUGGGAAUGACAUCGCUGAGAUUCAUUUUACUAAAGUGGCCCUCGCGUAGGCAGUGCUAGACCUCUGCAGGCUGUGCUGCUAAUCAAACCUCUGCUUUUUGUAGGACUGAGUUGAAAGAUCAUCAAUACUUGUGACCCUCUGAGAACAAUUUCAAAUAAAAAUGAUUUUUUUUUUUCUAUUA